AUGUCUGCAAGAUCAUCUACAGUCCUCUUCCGCACCGCCCUCCGCCCAGCCUUUGCCUCUCGCUCCGCCAUCGCCCCAUUUAGCACCACCGUCUCGGCCCGGGCCACUACGUACGGCCACAAAGACGACCUCGGCGGGCCCGGUGGCCAACAGCCUCCACCGCGGAAUCCGGGCGGACCCGACGCUUUGAAGCGUAAUUGGAUGGCCAUUGGCGGUGCUGCCCUCGCCGUGCUCAUCGGCUACAACUUCUUCGCAAAGGACCCCGAGGAGGCGAAGAAGCAGCGCGACAAGACGCUUGGCGAGAUGAGCGGGAGGACAAAGACGGAGAUGGGCGGCUUUCGACAUGACUGA
Molecule: messenger RNA, 351 nt
Organism: Trichoderma atroviride IMI 206040
Lineage: Eukaryota; Fungi; Ascomycota; Sordariomycetes; Hypocreales; Hypocreaceae
Source: RefSeq, a predicted model, not a curated record